AUGGCUUCUAAUAUACACAAAUGGGAAAAGCUCUCACCUAGCGAAUUCCAGCAGCUGCAGGACUUAGCCUCAUAUUCAACGAAAAAGCUUCAGAAUGUACUGCAAGAGUUUUGUUCACCGGCCACACCGUCCGCUUCAAGGUUCCAUCCAGAUGGGGACAUCGACUAUGAUGGGUUUCGAAAGUUUCUCGACUCAUUUCUGGAUUGCGAAACACCGGAGGACUUGUCGAAGCACCUGUUCAUAUCAUUCCUGCAGCCGGCCCUGUACCAGGCACAGCAGCAACAGCACAGCCAUGGGAAGGCCCUCAGUCAAAUGGCGGCGAUUAGCAGCAAUGCAGCCUGUGCUCCAGUAACAUCCCAUAAUCGAGGCUCCAUCCCGAACCUAAACAGCGUAGUGGACAUUCCGACACCGCAGCCAUCGCAGGAAUCGCAGCGGAACAGCUUCGUCGAACGGAUACACGGGCUCACCGACAAGCUGCAGUCGCUUGGGCAUCUCGGUCUCGACAGCGGAGGCGACAGUAGCAACAAAGGCAAAUGUGGGACCGUCCACCCGAUGCUGACGGUAACGCCGAGCCCGAUGGGCUGUACACCACCGAUCCUGCAGCCACCGUUCCGUCGCUCGGCCGAUUCCAGUCCCUCACAUUCGCACUCGCACAGUCACUCGCAGAUUUCCCGGAACUCGUCGCGCAAAAGCAACAACUCCGUCAACUGUCGUAUUGAAGAUGUGCGGCUGAUUCCGAGAAAGCAAUCAUUUUUGGAUCCGUUACUGCUGAAGGUACCGCUCAAGGACGUUGUCUGCUAUCUAUCGCUGCUGGAGGCUGGCCGACCGGAGGAUAAGCUGGAGUUUAUGUUCCGGCUGUACGACACCGACGGAAACGGAGUCCUCGACACGACCGAAACGGAUGCAAUCGUCAACCAGAUGAUGUCGGUAGCGGAAUAUCUCGGCUGGGACGUGUCCGAACUACGGCCGAUUCUCCAGGACAUGAUGACUGAGAUUGACUACGACGGUGAUGGGUGCGUUUCGCUGGAGGAAUGGCAACGUGGUGGACUGACAACGAUCCCGCUGCUGGUACUUCUCGGCGUCGACAACACGCUGAAGGAAGACGGAUACCAUGUGUGGCGAUUGAAACAUUUCAGCAAACCUGCCUACUGCAACAUGUGCCUCAAUAUGCUGGUCGGGCUUGGGAAGAAGGGCCUCUGCUGUGUGCUCUGCAAAUACACCGUGCACGAGCGUUGCGUCCAGCGAGCUCCCGCGUCCUGCAUCGCCACCUACGUGAAGUCGAAAAAGUCAAAGGCCACUGCCACGCUGCAGCAUCAUUGGGUCGAGGGGAACUGCUACGGGCGAUGUUCGAAAUGCCGUAAGCGGAUCAAGGCAUACAACGGAAUUACUGGGCUGACCUGCCGUUGGUGUCGCAUGAUGCUUCACAACAAGUGCGCCACGCUCGUGAAAGCUGAGUGUACGCUGGGGGAGUUUGCCAACCUCGUCCUACCACCGACCUCCAUCUGUCCGGCCGUGCUCGAUCGUCAGAAAUCGAUCAAUUUCACCACCAACAAGGGAAAGAGCGUACCAUCGACAAUACACUUUCAAAUUACCAGCGAUCCCGGAUGGUGCCCGCUGCUCGUAUUUAUCAAUCCUAAAAGUGGCGGCCGGCAGGGCGACCGUAUCCUGCGCAAGUUUCAAUACCUGCUGAACCCACGCCAGGUGUACGACCUGUCCAAGGGUGGUCCGCUCGAGGGACUUACGAUGUUUAAGGACGUGCCCAACUUUAAGGUAAUUUGCUGCGGUGGCGACGGCACAGUCGGCUGGGUGCUGGAGGCAAUGGAUAGCAUUGUGCUACAGUCGCAACCAUCGAUUGGCGUGAUCCCGCUCGGUACGGGCAACGAUCUGGCCCGCUGCUUGCGAUGGGGCGGUGGAUACGAGGGCGAAAGCAUCCCCAAGAUUUUGGAUAAGAUCAAUCGUGCCUCGGUGGUGAUGCUGGAUCGGUGGAGCAUCGAGGUUAAAAACAAUCCAUUGGCCGCCGAAGAGACGCCCACCGCCGUCACAACCAUGCCCGGUCACAAGGUGACGCUGUCGGAAAACGUACAGAAGGUAAUAGAGCUCUCGCAUCGCAUAAUUGCUGAAAAAUCUGUGAUCCAAACCAACGAUGAAGUUGAAAAUAGUACAAACGCGACCGAGCUACCACCAACCAACGGCACGACGGAACGUGCCCACGUGAGUGACAAUAAUGAUGCCGGGGGUGAACAGGACACCGAUGGGGGUGGCAUAUCCACCGCGACACCACCGCCCACCCCAACCUCAGCCACACUCGGACCUACCGAGCGAGUAAUGGAAGGUUUCAUAGUCGAGCAUGCCAAUAGGGGCCCGGCACCGAUGACCAACGGCGGUGCAACGGUAGUGUCCGGUGUCGACAUGGCGGCUAACACCGUCACCAACACUAAUAGCACCGAUGUCGAUAACGGUACCGUGUGUGCGCACGAUACAGCAGAACGUGCAACGGACGAUAUCGUGAAUAGUUCCUAUCAACAGCAGCACCAGCACAGCAACGGCAGCACCGCGGACAAACCGAGACCGGAGAAGAAAAUUAUCGACCUACCAAAGUUGAUAAAACCGCAGGUCGGAUCGGAAUUCACCGUGCCGUACAACAUUGUCAAUAACUACUUUUCCGUGGGUGUGGAUGCUGCCAUCUGCGUCAAAUUUCACCUUGAACGUGAGAAAAAUCCCCACAAAUUCAACAGCCGCAUGAAGAAUAAGCUUUGGUACUUUGAGUACGCCACAUCGGAAACGUUCGCCGCGUCCUGCAAGAACCUGCACGAGAAUUUGGAGAUUGUGUGCGAUGGCGUUUCACUGGAGCUAGCGAAUGGUCCACAGCUGCAGGGUAUUGCGUUACUUAACAUCCCCUACACGCACGGUGGCUCCAAUUUAUGGGGCGAACAUCUGUCCCAGAAGCGAAUGCGCAAGGGUCCGUUUCGGAAGAAGCUUAAAAACUCCGACAAAGAGCUCUCGGCGAACAGUUUCAACUCGGUCGAUCUUUCAAUCGCCAUACAAGAUAUUGGAGAUCGUAAGAUAGAAGUGAUUGGGCUGGAGAACUGUCUUCACAUGGGCCAAGUGCGGACGGGACUGCGGGCAUCCGGGCGCCGGUUGGCACAGUGUAGCGAGGUAAUAAUGACCACCAAGAAAACCUUCCCCAUGCAGAUCGACGGUGAGCCCUGGAUGCAGGGUCCGUGCACGAUUAAGCUAACGCACAAAAACCAAGUGCCAAUGCUAAUGGCACCCCGUUCAGAGAAAGGUAGCGGAUUCUUUAGCUUUCUGAAGAGAUGA
This is a messenger RNA of Anopheles marshallii, 3318 nucleotides long. It is a transcript of the gene Dgk, whose product is annotated as diacylglycerol kinase 1. The coding region runs from base 1 to 3318 and encodes 1105 amino acids. Gene Ontology annotation, molecular function: ATP-dependent diacylglycerol kinase activity; calcium ion binding. The record is from RefSeq and is a predicted model, not a curated record. Gene Ontology annotation, cellular component: plasma membrane. Gene Ontology annotation, biological process: lipid phosphorylation; diacylglycerol metabolic process; intracellular signal transduction. The transcript has 17 exons. NCBI's taxonomy places the organism in Eukaryota, Metazoa, Arthropoda, Insecta, Diptera, Culicidae.